AUGGUGCUGUCUUGGGACAAGGAAGACAGGUUUGCGCAAGGAUGCGAUGGCGACGGCGGACGCUCCCUCCAGCGGCCGGGAGCGCGUCCAGGUCGUCGUGCGCUGCCGCCCGAUGUCUCACAGAGAGCUUGUCGCCCGGCGCCGGAGCUGCGUCAAGGUUUUCACGCGGCAGCACAGGAUCGAGGCUCUUCUGCCGCCAGCACAAAGCUGGAGCUGAUAGAAAGCGCUGACGUUGGAAUUUUUGUGAAGAACCUUACGUGCCGCAGAAUGCACAGCUUAUCAGACAUCUUGCAUUUACUAAUGGUAGGAAAGAAAAACAGAUCUGUUGGAGCGACUCUGAUGAACCAAGAUUCGUCUCGUUCGCAUUCAAUCUUUACUGUGACUGUCGAGGCUAGUUACGUCGCCGAGAAUGAUCCAGGGAAACGCCUUCAUGUUCGCGUUGGAAAACUUCAUCUGGUCGACCUGGCCGGAAGUGAAAGAAUGAGCAAAGCCGGUGCCAAAGGGAAAAGAUUCCGAGAGCUGACCAACAUAAAUUGGUCUCUCAUGGCUUUGGGAAACGUAAUAUCUGCGUUGGCUGACGGAAAAAGCACGCAUAUCCCGUAUAGAGACUCAAAGCUGACGAGGCUUUUGCAAGAUUCACUGGGUGGAAACGCCAAGACAGUGAUGGUUGCAAACAUCGGCCCUUCGGAGCAUAACUACGAAGAGACCGUCAGCACACUGAGAUAUGCCAACCGCGCAAGGAGCAUCAGGAACGCACCUCGUAUCAACCAGGACCCCAAGAGCGCCUUGCUUGGCGAGGAGAUUUUGAGGCUGAAAGCACAGCUCAGUGACGACACUCGUAACGCCGGAGUCCAGCACCUGGAUCCUCGAGAAUUCAGUGAGAAAGCUCUGGCGUUGAUGCGAGUCGAGCUUGAGCCACAGCUCAAGCUCACCUCCUUAGCAACAUCAUC
Molecule: messenger RNA, 950 nt
Organism: Selaginella moellendorffii
Lineage: Eukaryota; Viridiplantae; Streptophyta; Lycopodiopsida; Selaginellales; Selaginellaceae
Product: kinesin-II 85 kDa subunit
Exons: 6
Biological process (GO): microtubule-based movement
Molecular function (GO): ATP binding; microtubule motor activity; microtubule binding
Source: RefSeq, a predicted model, not a curated record